AUGCACACUCUCUCAGGUGCAACUUGAUCAUCAAGGCUCCUACCUUAGCAGAAGGUCUCUGGUGUGAAGGACAGUGCUCAGUGGAUGAAAUGCCUUUCCUUCAUUUUAAUAACAUAAACAAGACCAUGACUUCAAGUAACCCAGGGAAGAUGGCCAAUACCACUGAAGUGCAGAAAUGUCUGACACAACAUCUGGAAGAUCUGGGCCAGGAGUUGAGGGACAAGGUGUCUAACACCAAAGUGGACACUCACAAGACCCAUGGUUACCCACCUUCACAAGUCACCAUGCUUUGUCAGCACAGCCUGGGACAAAUUAAUACUGCCAUCUGGAAAUUCAACAUCAGUGACAAUUACUUCUUCACCUUCGACACAAUGAAUAUGAGCUGGAGACCGACUAAUGAUGAAUCAGGGGUUGUCAUGAAUAAAUGGAAAGAUGAUGGGGAAUUUGUGAAACAGUUGAAAUUCUCCAUAGCCGAAUGCAGUCAGAAAAUCGAUGAAUCCUUAAUGCAGCCCAAGGAAAAACCAAGAUCAACCUCAAAAUCCCCCAGUAUCGCACAGCUGACAUCAACUACCCAGCUUCCACCUACAGGCCACUCUACUUAUAUGGAAGUAUAUAUCUCUGUGGGACUCAUCCUAUUAAUAAUUAUUUUCAGUUGCAUUUGCAUCUCCUUGAGGAGGGAACAUCAUACCCAAGGAGACAGAAAUCGUCAGCUGCUCGGGGUCUGUUGCAUCAAUUGCCACAAGCCACAGAGGAAAGAGGGGCCUAAGGAGACAAGAGGAGAGGUUCCCAACCAGACCACCCAAAUGUUGUCUCAGGAGGAAGAGCCCAAGGCAUGCAGAAGCCAGAGGAGUGCAUCGGAUCCUGUGGAACUGGAGUUACAGUUGGUUUCCAAUACUGGGAACUGA
Mus pahari (shrew mouse) is the source of this 905-nucleotide messenger RNA. Its product is annotated as retinoic acid early-inducible protein 1-alpha-like. Gene Ontology annotation, cellular component: external side of plasma membrane. The record is from RefSeq and is a predicted model, not a curated record. The transcript has 5 exons. Lineage: Eukaryota; Metazoa; Chordata; Mammalia; Rodentia; Muridae. Gene Ontology annotation, biological process: positive regulation of T cell mediated cytotoxicity; antigen processing and presentation of endogenous peptide antigen via MHC class I via ER pathway, TAP-independent; immune response. The annotation marks the transcript as partial.